UAAGGGUGCCUUAUCUCCUGCUGGAUUUCCUCCCGACGCCAGAUUCAACACCAAGACACAGAACAAUGAGAUCCUCCAGUGCAACGCUGGGACGUCAGUUUGGCUCUAAGGGAGGACGAGGACCCUGGGACAAGAGAGCCAUCUAAAGGAGACCUCGAGUAUUUACUCGAGAAAUCGGAAAGCAAUUCAAACCUCUUUGUCACUUUCCUCUGUCAGUGAGGAUGAUCUAUGGACUCAGAUUUGUCAAAGUUUGUCGAUAACAUUUUUAGAUAAGUGUUGUGCCCAGUCGCUGUAACAAUGCAGUCGAGACGUAAAAAGUACAGCGUGGUGAACAGGGGCGGGGUGGCCCCUUCCCCCUUCGUGGACGGUUCGGCACCUUCAGGCAUUUCCAUGGGUGGUGGUCUAGACGUGCCAGUCGGACAGGAGUCUGGACUGAGCCCCAGAGUGAAUGGUUUGCUCAAUGAAGUCGAGGUCGUGGUGAACAAUGAGCCUGGUGCCUCUAGUUCUAUGCUGCAGCUGGAAUCAAGACUUCAGAAAAGAGAUGCGUCUUUUGCUGCUGGACGAAUCUCAACGUAGCCAGAUGAUGCACAAACUGGUCGUCGCUUUCCAACAGAAAGUCCUGCUCUGCUUUGACCACUUCAAACCUGAACUGACCUUGGCCUGCCUGAGAAUCCUCACUUCACUGUCAGCUCUAAAGCCUCACACGAAAAACAGGACUGUUGAAGACAGGCGAUCUUCAGAGACUGGUUCUAAGACGCCCGAGGUUCGGGAAGUCUUCUCUGAGCUUGACGUAGAGGAGGCGUUGAAGAGAGAACUCCCAAACUUCACAAUCUCUCGGCUGAGAUCCACAGUUCAGCAAGUACUACGUCGUGCUUCGCUCCGUCAGGACGGCUCGCUCUAUUUCGCUCAAGCUUCUCAGUGUGCGAUGGCAACUCGUAGUGUACAGUACUUUGUUUGGUUCUUUGACUUUAUGGAUUACUUGCAAGAACUUUACAUGAACUUCAACGAUAAAAUUUUCUCACCUUUGUACAAAUACUUUUAUGAUAACAACUUUCUCAUCGCUACGGGUAGGACUAAUACGAUGUCUUCGGCUUUCUCCAAACUGAGUCAGUUUUCUGGGAGUGAGAGCAUGAGCACGAUUGACGAGGCGGACUGUGACAGUGUAGGCGAUUGUGCUCAGCUUCAGAAACAGUCAAAAGCUUCGCUGCUUCAGCUCAGCAAGGAGUACAAAGACAUUAAGUCAAUCUAUGACACGUCGGACAUGGACAAAAUCGCUCAACGUUUGUCCUUCGUCAAAGAUCAGCUAGAGUACCUCUUUGACGAAGAGGACGAGAUCGAUCCAGAAUUCUACAGCGAAGAAAGUGGAAAGAUGGUGGAGCAUCUUGACAUGGACUUUGGUACUGAGAACCUCAUAAGGCUAGUACCAGACAUCUUAGUCAAGCUGAAAAAGGCGGCUUGGCUGGCCAACCGCUGGCUUGAUCUUGACGACCAGAGAACGAAAGAUGUUGGCGUUAAACUGGAUAAGUUAUCUGGCAUUGAGAAAAAAUUGAAGGAACGGUUAGCCUGUUUGGGAGACAACAUUGCCAGGGGUGAACGGAAGCUCGAAAGGGAAACAAAUGAGCUAAGUCGUUUGAUGGAGAAGGAAGGGCGUCCGGACAAACUGACCUUCAACGUGUUCAACUUAGAGAGCCAUAUCGAUAAACUGCGUAAAAAGCUGGAUAAGUUGAAUAAAGAAAGAGAAACCUUUGCCCCCAGACUGGCGGAGGUGGUAAAAAGUCGAAACCUGAGAGAAAUGCACAGACUUAAGUACUGUUUCGAGUCAAAUAAACUCCAACGUUUUCUGACUGAACGCAAACUGGCAACUCUGGGAUAUCAGCGAGACCUAAUAGCAGACGACCUGAAUGUGGAAAUGUACGUCCGGCCCAGUGUAAUCCACAGCACCAAUAAACUCCAGGACGACUGCGAGCGGCUGGAGCAGGACCUCCGUGACCAGAGGGACGAAUUGGUCAACAUCCGACAAGCACUGGUGCCCGUUCAGGAAGACAGAGCCAGCCUGAUGGACCGUGUGAGCCGGGAAAAACACCGAGAGGCACCGUGGCUGAACGAUCCUAACAACACGAAACUGAACAAUUUGCUGCUGUAUCCGGGUCAAGCGCUCUACGUAAGGAGUCUCCCAGUGGCUCACGGCGGGCGUCUUUCACGUCGGACCAAGCCAGGCUCGCGGCUGUCCGAUGUCAGGCGUUUUCCUGUUGACAAUAGCAGACUCAUGAGAACUCUCAGUCCGCCACGGUGGUGAAUACUACGUGCAUCGUACAUGUACUUUCUUUUCGAGGUUAAUAAUACGGGCGUUUCUCCUUGAGGUCGACAACAAAUAAUUUCCUCGGGAGUCCUCAGUCUUGGGUUUUCUUUUCAGUUUAGAGCCAAGGAUCAAUCACAGACUUUUGGUGUCAGCUUGGAGGUCUUGUAGCCAGGAAAGAUUAAAUACACAAUGACAGUCCAGCUCUUUUCAGGAGGCUUAGAAAAAGCUUCCCAUUCACAAAUGGAUGACAAAAAACUUCCAAUGUAAGAUAGAUCAUGUAUUGUUCGCUUAAUAACUAAGAACUAUACAUAGGCCAGAGACCGUUCUUAUCGAAUGAUCUGGCUGUGUGGACCCAGAUCGGCAACUGGCUGUGGAAUAUUACAGAAUAAGCAUAUAUUUUCCUGUUUUUGCAUCUCCCCCUUAAAAAAAUGUCUUAUUGUUUUCUCUGGUUGUACACGUCUGUUUCUGUUUGUAGGCCUGUACUUACAUGCUAAAGUAAUCAUCUUUUAAAAUAUUCUUUUUCUAUGACUUGUUUAUAAUCAGCCUGGUAACCUAUCUAACAGUCAUUGUUUAUUUGUCUGAGACAGUUAAUGUAGUCUACUUUUUUGUCUUCUUUUGUAAUUUGCCACGAGUUACAGCAUUCACGUACGUACAUCCAUUGUAACAUCUAAGGCGGUAAGCUGAAAGAAAAUCAAGUUGUAUCAGCCAAAUAUUUAUAGACUGGCUCUCCUACUUAUUGUCCACUUAAAUACUUUACCAAUCAUAAUGUAUGAUUUCGUACAUGUGUGAAUUUUGUUAUCAAUUUAAAUUUUAUCAAUUUCUUAACCUGGCCUCAUUAUGACAUCUAUUGUUGAUUUGAAAUAACGAUCACUCAUCCAUAGAGACUUGAUGAAUUUAAGAACAGUAUCAAAUUGUUUAUUCCCUUUUUAUGUUAAUGAGUAUGCUAUACAUUUAGCGCUGAAACUAAAUUGCACUCUCGUUGUCAUACAUCAUGCCCAACAAAAUUCU
Aplysia californica (California sea hare) is the source of this 3307-nucleotide messenger RNA. RefSeq lists its product as uncharacterized. The record is from RefSeq and is a predicted model, not a curated record. NCBI's taxonomy places the organism in Eukaryota, Metazoa, Mollusca, Gastropoda, Aplysiida, Aplysiidae.